Molecule: messenger RNA, 2046 nt
Organism: Oncorhynchus mykiss (rainbow trout)
Lineage: Eukaryota; Metazoa; Chordata; Actinopteri; Salmoniformes; Salmonidae
Product: low density lipoprotein receptor adapter protein 1
Cellular component (GO): early endosome
Source: RefSeq, a predicted model, not a curated record
UCACAUGAUCAAGUGGCCCCUUCACAUAACUUAUCUACCGCUGUAGCAGACUUCACGGUGCACUGAUGCAGCCCUUUCGCAACAAAAACAUGCAGACAAGGAUAUAUAUUUUACUGUGAAGAAUUAUUGCAAAGUUAAUGGACUUCAUGACAUUCUUUUGGAUACGAAAGUAGGCUACUUUGUCUUUUUACUUUUCUAACCAUUGUAGGGUAAGUGACAGGAGUGCGACACAAAGUGCAAUGAGUGAAUAACUUUCUACCGGGUUUAAUAACAGAGGCUUCUGGGAGAACAACAACAACCAAAGGUUCUGAAGUCUGAACGCACCCUGGUACUGACCUUUGACCUCUAGCCAUGUCUCAGAGUAACCCCUCCUUCCAGCUCAUCCAGACUCUGAGGAAGUCUCCCGCUGUGUUCCGCCGCCGGUUCCACCUCCGGCCCAACCGCACCGCUACCCUCUCCCACGGGGAUCCCCUCUACAAGGUGCUCUACCUGGGCACUGAGAAAAUCUACUCCCUGGAUCUGGAGCAGGCCCAGGGGGCCAUAGGCCUGCUGCUCCAGCAGUGGGCCCCGGGGGCCCCUGAGAAACUGUGCAAGGAGCACGCUCUGGUGUUGCGGCGGCGUUACAUAGAGGUGAAGGAGAUUGCCACGGGGAGACAGCUCGCUAAGACCUAUCUGAGAGACAUUGCGUUCUGCGCGGCCGACACCAAGCACCCCAAUGUGUUCCUCUACAUCUGUAAGCAGCAAGGCCAGCAACUGCAGUUACAGUGCAAGAUAUUCUGGUGCACCAGUGCUGAGAGAGCUAAGGACAUCACCGCUUGUCUGGCAAGGAGCUUUCAAACGGCUCUUAGUGAUUGGCAGGGGCAGGGUAGCGAGACCAAUCACAUGGAGAAAGGGGAGGGAUCAUCGGAGGUGGAUGGACUGUCAGUCAUCCCAAGCCUUCAUACUAAUACCUCCUCUGCUCUAUCAGGAGCUCUAAGGACAGGUCGCUGGAGGAGGAGUAGGGGUGUGGCUACUCUGUGUCCUCUCAGAGCGAUGAGGAAGGAGAGGACAGGCAGCACCACCACCAAUGACAGCACACAGUCAACCAUUUGAUAUUUGACUUUGACUCUCUCUGCCAACUGAUAAUCUAUUGGGCCGAACAGAGCCUCACUAGCUCCUGCAGUACCCACCAGUAUUGAAGAAUGGACCACUGCCAAACUAAGCUUGGAGCCCAGAACUACAUUUUGUGUGUGUGCUGGCCAGCUGCACUGUGUGUCUGUCAUGAGAGACUGCUGCCAAACAUAUUCUUAUUAUGGACUUGAAUAAAGCUAAGGGUGUGACUCAAAAGCCCCACAUGCCACAGAGCACCCCUUUAUCACCACCAACAGGAUCAUUGUGUUUACGCCUGAGCACUAUUUUGGCUUGGUUUGAAUUUUUUAUUUUAUUUAACUAGGCAAGUCAGUUAAGAACAAAUUCUUAUUUACAAUGACGGCCUACCCCGGCCAAGUUAAAUGGGUUUCCAUUGCAUUUUCAACUCUACUGAUGGCUUUGUUACCAAGAAAAUUGACUUAUGUAGUGAGUGUGCCCACUCUGGUAUUGGCACGUUCACAUUAGCCAACAGCUCGCAUAAUACAGUACACAUAUAGCCUACAUGAUGAUAUUACUAUGGACAAAAGAGCGAGAUUAUUUUUAUUUAUCAAACAGCAGCCAAGCAUCAAUCAUCGUGUCACCAGCAUAAGAGCCUCAAUAUUUAUUGCAAAGGAGCAUCAAGCUCAUCACUUUGCACUUUCACCAUCCUGUGCAGUUCAUCAUCAUUUAUUUAAUCUGUAGCCUAAUAAACUGCAGCCUAAUAAUGCUUUCCCGAGUCGUAGUGGGAGGACCACACAUGUCAUUGCGUGAUUCCAAAUUUGAUUUGAUAUAAAGGUCAUUCCCAGCUAGCACAGAACGUUCCUGUAACGUUCCCUAAAGGUUCUCCUUUGGUUCUUAGAAAAAUAACUUUCACAGAAUGUUCUUUGACAGAGUUGAAAGUGCAUGAGAAAACAAUACAUUUACUAAGUGAUUAAUCGG